Molecule: messenger RNA, 4467 nt
Organism: Myotis brandtii (Brandt's bat)
Lineage: Eukaryota; Metazoa; Chordata; Mammalia; Chiroptera; Vespertilionidae
Gene: LRRCC1
Product: leucine rich repeat and coiled-coil centrosomal protein 1
Exons: 18
Coding region: 87-2741 (884 amino acids)
Cellular component (GO): cytoplasm; centrosome
Molecular function (GO): protein binding
Source: RefSeq, a predicted model, not a curated record
UCACAAAAAUAGAAGGACUUGAAGCACUAAUUAAUCUGACUAGACUGAAUUUAUCCUAUAACCACAUAAAUGAUUUAAGUGGUUUGAUGCCCCUUCAUGGAAUCAAACAUAAGCUUAGAUACAUCGACCUGCACAGCAACUGCAUAGACAGCAUCCACCACCUGCUCCAGUGCAUGGUGGGCUUGCACUUCCUGACAAACCUGGUUUUGGAGAAGAAUGGCGAGGAUAACCCUGUCUGUCGGGUGCCGGGGUACCAAGCAAUUAUGCUGCAGACCCUGCCACAGCUUCGAAUCCUGGACUGCAAGAACAUAUUUGGUGAGCCGGUAGACCUGUCACAGAUAAACUCCUCAAGUCUGCAGUGCUUCGAAGGUCUUUUGGAUAAUUUGGUUUCAUCUGAUUCUCCCCUAAAUAUCAGUGAAGAUGAGAUCGCUGACGGCCUGCCGGUGGUGACGGCCCCCACGGGUGAUGACAUGGCCCCCCUGGACCCGUUUGCAAGUCCUCCGACUGACACGGGGCUGCCGUCUUUCAUGUCCGUGUGCCCACCUUCUGAGCCAGAGAAGGAUAAUCAUGAUAGCGAUUUUCAGAAUGAGAUGAAACUUCAGAAAUUAGAUGAUCAGUUUUUACAGCUUCUCAAUGAAACUUCUAGCUCUUUAAUAGAUAAUGUUCCCGAGAAAGACCUGAUACUGAAAAGAGACAUGGAUAUAACUUCUGAAAGUGACUAUGGCGGCAACAGAAAAGAAUGCAAUAGAAAAGUUCCUCGAAGAUCGAAAAUCCCAUAUUAUUCCAAAACAAUUCAGACUAUUAAGCACUACAACAAAAACAGCAACACUUCCAUAAGCCAACUGGAGGAGGUUGAGGAGCCGAGGACUGAGCUGAUGCAAGUGAACAUCAGUUGCCCAGAGGACACCUACCGGAUACUUGUUGAGCAGCUAGACCAGGAGAGAGAGAAGAGGUGGAAAGCUGAACAAGCUGAAAAGAAGCUCAUGGAUUAUAUCGAUGAGCUGCAUAAGCAUGCAAACGAAAAGAAGGACAUCCACAGCCUGGCUCUGCUCACCACAGACAGGUUAAAGGAGAUUAUUUUUAAAGAGAGAAAUUCCAAAGUGCAACUCGAAGUUAUGGUUCACAAACUUCAAAAUGAAAUUAAAAAACUGACCAUUGAAUUAAUUAAAGCGAGAGACCAGCAAGAGGAUCACAUUCGACACCUGAGAGCCCUGGAGAGAGCGUUAGAGAAGAUGGAGCGGCAGAAAGGGCAGCAGCAGACGGCACAGAUGCGGCUUAUCGAAGAGGUAGAGCUCAAGGCGGCGGCUGCCGACCGAGAAAUUAACUUACUUCGAACUUCCCUUCAGCAAGAAAAGGAGCAGGUGCAGCAGCUUCACGAGCUUCUUGCACUGAAGGAGCAAGAGCAUAGGAAAGAACUUGAAACAAGGGCGUUUUUCAGUGAUGCUGAGUUCCAGGAAGCCAUAGCCAAGGAAGUGGCAAAAGAAGAGGCAAAGCAUGAGCAAGAGAUCAAAGGAUACCAAGAAAAAAUCGACACAUUAAAUCAUCAGUACCUGGAUUUGGAGAAUGAAUUUCGUAUUGCUUUAACUCUCGAAGCCAGAAGAUUUAAAGAUGUUAAAGAUGGUUUUGAAAGUGUUGCAACUGAGUUAGCAAAGAGCAAGAAUGCUCUUGUCUGGGCUCAACGGAAAGAAAACGAGUCUUCCUCUUUAAUUAAAGAUCUGGCCUGCAUGGUGAAGGAGCAAAAGACAAAGCUUGCGGAAGUCUCCAAACUGAAACACGAAACAGCAACAAACAUGCAGAAUCAGAUCAGCACCCUUGAGCUCCUGAUCGAAGACGACAAGCAGAAGAGCAUCCAGAUCGAGCUGCUCAAGCACGAGAAAGUCCAGCUGAUUGCCGAGCUCGCAGCCAAGGAGUCACUAAUUUACGGUCUCAGGACAGAGAGAAAAGUGUGGGGACAGGAGCUGGCACAACAGGGAUCCUGUCUGGCCCAGGACCGCGGGAAACUGGAGGCGCAGAUCGAAAGUUUAUGCAAAGAGAACGAGUCUCUGCGGAAGACGAACGAGCAAGACAGCGACACGCUGCGGAUUAAGUGCAAAAUCAUAGAGGACCAAACCGAGACCAUCGGGAAAUUAAAAGCUUGUUUACAGGAAAGAGAGGAACAAAUCAAAAUAUUACAAGAAAACAUCUGUGAAAUACAGAAAUGUACUCAAGAACAACUUGACGAAAAAUCUUCGCAACUGGAUGACAUAAUUGAGAAACUAGAAAGACACAAUGAAAGAAAAGCAAAACUAAAACAGCAGUUGCAAGUAAAGGAAUUAGAACUUGAAGAAAUUAGAAAGGCUUACAGUAUGCUUAAUCAGAAGUGGCAUGAUAAAGGGGAGCUCCUCAGUAAUCUGGAAAUGCAAGUAAAGGAAGUGAAGGAGAAAUUUGAGAACAAGGAAAGGAAGCUGAAAGCGGAAAGAGACAAAAGUGUUGAACUACGAAAGGAUGCUGUGGAAAAGCUUUAUUGUAUGGAUGAUGCCUUUAAAAAACAAGUGGAGGCAAUUGUUGAAGCUCAUCACGCUGAAAUAAUACAUCUGGAAAAUGAAAAGCAAAAAUAUAUUGAUUCUGCAAAUUUAAAGGUUCAUCAAGUUGAAGAAGAAAUGCGUGGACUUCUGCAAGAAAACUGCAAGAACAAAAAAGCACUGGAAGCAAAAAUUAAGCAUCUUGCUUUUGCUGUAAACGAAAUUCAUCAGGUCUUGUGAUGGUUCUGAGAACAAACUCAAUUGAAAUGGACCAGCAGACCAAUUGUAAAAAUGAUUAAAUAUUGUAACAGUAGUAACUGCUAUGACUUUGAAAUGUCUCUUUCUACCCAUUUCAUUCUGAUUUUUAAAAGACAUUUGAAAAAGUAUUUAAUUGUAUAUGUAGCUUUUUAUAAUAAAUUGUUGAUAAUUAUGUGUAUUAGAAAAACCUAUCCAAAUAACUAGACUUAAGACACUUUUUGUUUCUGUACUAUACAUUCUUUGGUAAUUACACUUUGCCUAAAUAUGUAAAUGGAAAUUAAGGUUAGCCUUUGAUAUAUUAGGGAAAUUAUUUUAAUAGUUGUCAUUGCCUUAUUGUAUUGAUGAAGAAUUAAUUAUAUUUCUUGGUUGUCCUUUAGUUUAUGUAGCUCCAUUCUUUCAAAAUGCUCAUAUGAAGAGCCAAAAAGUAUCUGAGAUCUGUAUGGUCAGAGAUGUGGCACUCGUAAGAAAGCAUGUCACCAUUUCCUCAUCCUUCAUAAUGACCCCUUUUUUAUAAUGCAUAUGACUUUCAUUAAAGAUUACAUUUAAGGUUUAUAAACAUUGUCUGUUCCAGAGGAACACUACUGUUCCACCCUUAUUUUUUCAUUUCCCCCUUUAGUCACUGUAUAUAUGAAGAGAAUUCUUAUUUUGCAACUGGAAACUGUUUUCUUCCAUUCAUCCAGUCAUUUAUUACUGUAUCACUUUUGUCAUCUUUUAUGUUCCUGUGUAUAUAAAACAAAAACCUAAGUACUAUCCUCCUCACUGUUUUUUAAAGAGAAUAUAAUACUAUGCUUUUAAGUAAUAGCCAGUGACGUUUUAAAAGUUAAAUGGAAAAAUAUAAAUGCUUCUAAAAGAGGGUCCAUGUUUCACUUUAGGAAGCUUCACACUGACAUCUGUGGGACAGCAUUGAACAUACCGAGGUGUAUGGGAGUUGGGGAGGAGAGAGCAUAGAAAUAUUUGGGAGAAUAAUAGCUAAAAACUCCCUAAGUUUGAUGAAAAAAGAUCAAUUUACAGAUCCAAGAACUUCCAUAAAACCUAGGAUAAAUAUGAAGAGAAACACUUAGACACUUUAUAGUCAAACUGUUGGGAAAAUCUUGCAAACAAGAAAAUAUGGUUUAUCUCAGAGGAACAGUAUGACUAACAGUUGACUUCUCAUGAGAAACAAUGGAGACCGGAAGGCAGUGAAUGACAUAUUUGAAGUAUGGGAAGACAGGAAUCGUCAACCAAGAAUGCUGUCUCCAAAACUAUCCUUCAAAAUAAAGACAGAAAAUGUAUUGCUAGCCAAACUAAUGGAAAAGAAAUGUUAAAGGAUGAAAGGAAAUGAUAUCAGACAGUAACUCAUAUCCACUGCAAGAAAUAAAGAAUAUUGGAAACAUGAAGAACUCUGCGGACCUGUUUCCCAGCAAAAUAACACUAACUGGCAAAGAGUUUUUUAAAAUACCAUUUAGAGUCUCUGAAAACUGUCCUGAGAGCAUACAGCAGUGAAGACAUUUAUUGAAGAACAUUUACUAAACCUGUCGACAGCAGAAGCCUGAGGCACCGAGACAUAGCCAUCUCCCAAUACCUCCCACCCAGCCUGAUGGGAGUUUCGUAGUGGAUCGCUGUGGCCAAGAAGAUAGGUGCCCCUCCGCUCCACUCCAUCAGUCACCAGGGAGGGCAAGCUGACAGCCUUAACCAUGAGUCCGAAGAGCCAGCAAGACUCAAGCUACUA